GCUUCCUCGGGAAGCUGGAGCAGUCAUUUAGAAAGCAUCGCCUGCUUUGGUUUUUUGUUUUAUCAACGCUCCCAAGCUCUUGCUGCUUCUCCUACGACUCCUCUGCUCCCUGAUCGAUCGUCGCACGCUUUCCGUCUUAUGCCCGACGAACAAUUGAGAGAGAAACUGGAAAUUAUCUGUUGCUCUUUGUUAAUUGAGACUACAUCCAACGUCUCAGAUGGAAACACUCUUCCAUUAAUCAAGCAUUGACAGCUGCAAUCUUGUUCAAAAACUAAAGGUUCAAGUGCUCGAGUCAGUGUCACUUCUUUCAAGCCAGAUUCUUACCGAUAAAUUGAAUUCUACUUUUCUUUGAAGUCAAGAGGAAAAAUUUUGAUCAAAAAAGUUUAGUUAUAAUUCCAGGUCACCAGUCUCUUUUUGAAUACAUUCCAAUGGAUGACUUGAUUGGUUCCUACAUACAAUCUUCAAACUGGUCAGAUAGAAAUUCCUCUUCAAGGGUACUACGGAAUGGUUCAGGCAUAUCUCUGACAGAUGGCUUGCUCGCUAAUUCUGUGGAAGCAUACAAAGAAGUAAAUUACCCAUCUAUGGGCAUUACAUCAUCAAAUCAUAUAGUAAAAAAUAUGGCAAAUGAAGACUUGAACGUCCAAGGGCAUGCUGGGACACCUAAUAUCUUUGUAGAUGGAAAUAUGAAGUAUGAGAUUCUCGAAGAUCUAUAUCCAAGUGAAAGGUUACCAAACCAGAAUUUAGGCCAUCAAUUCUCAAACUCAAUCUCAGUGAACAAUGGCACACAAGUUAGAAGUUUAUCACAAGAGAAGUUCGCUGUUGAUACUGCAGCAUUUCAAUCGACAUUGCCUCAUAGUGCACUGGCCAUAUCUAGCUCGAUUGAGAGCAACAGUAGUGAAUUAUCUAUAUUUCCAGAUACUCUUGGAGAUGGCCAUUCAAUUACUUCAGUACCAACAAUUUGGUCUUCUAUGUACUCAAGUGUUUCUGCAUUCAUGGAACAGGAAAACAUGCCUUUUAGCUAUCAAGGAAAUAAUAAUGAUGAUGAGAUGUUGAGAAAAAUGAGCUUUGAUAAUGGGAGUCUUCUUCUUGGCAGAUUGUCUGAUGCAUCCUUACCAAUUAAAGAUCAAAAUGACCUACAUGACCUUUCUUCUUUCUCCCUUGGACAGCAGGUAAAUAUGAUUGCUGGGGCCUUGCAACUACAAAAGAAACAAGAUGGACUGCAUUCUUCUUUUCCUCCUGAGCCAUACAUGAUGGCUUUAAAUAAAACAGCUGGAAUCUCAAGCACAGAGCAGACACUGCCAUCUGAAGGACGCACAACCAGCCAUCAGAUGAACUGUUCUUCUACUCAAUCUCAAGCUAUUCCAACUAAUGGAAGUGGCUGUAAUGGGGUUACAAAGCCACGCGUGAGAGCUCGACGUGGGCAGGCAACUGAUCCUCAUAGUAUUGCAGAGCGACUUCGCAGAGAAAAAAUUGCAGAGAGAAUGAAAAAUCUACAAGAACUUGUUCCUGAUUCAAAUAAGAAUGACAAGGCAUCAAUGUUGGACGACAUUAUUGACUAUGUCAAAUUCUUGCAACUCCAAGUCAAGGUUCUAAGCAUGAGCCGGUUGGGUGCAACAGGAGCAGUUGUUCCCCUUCUAACAGAUACCCAAACUGAGGGCUCCGGCAAUCUUCUAUUAUCAUCCUCAGGGCAGGGUGGUUCAGACAUCUCAGAAUCAGAUGACAGCUUAGCCUUCGAGCAGGAGGUCAUGAAGCUCAUGGAAACUAAUGUCACCAAUGCUAUGCAGUUCCUUCAGAGCAAAGGACUCUGCCUCAUGCCAAUAGGUCUCGCCACUGCCAUCUCGCCCAACAAAGGCUCCUCCACUGCCGUAGCACCUGACGCUGGAAAACUGACAAUGAGACCCAGUUCCAAAUUCGGUGGAUGCGAUGGAACCUCAGUUAAAGAAGCUCAUCAACUGGAUAACAAAGCAACAUUAUCAGAUUGCAAGCCACAUUAGCUGACUGAUACGCUCGUCAUCCAAAGAGAUUUCAGUUUGAGGGUUAUAGUGUUCUUAGCCACAGCAAUGUAUUGGAUUUUUAUUUGAAUAUGCACACCAGGCUUGUAAAGUCCAGCAGCAUUGCAUGCAUUUUUAGACUGGAGUGUGCAAUUAAGAUCAUGAACUUGCAAAAAAUAGUGAAAACUCUGUCAGCUAAACCUGCACUCAA
This is a messenger RNA of Zingiber officinale, 2202 nucleotides long. RefSeq names its product bHLH transcription factor RHL1-like. The transcript is spliced from 9 exons. Gene Ontology annotation, biological process: regulation of transcription by RNA polymerase II. Gene Ontology annotation, molecular function: RNA polymerase II cis-regulatory region sequence-specific DNA binding; protein dimerization activity; DNA-binding transcription factor activity, RNA polymerase II-specific. Lineage: Eukaryota; Viridiplantae; Streptophyta; Magnoliopsida; Zingiberales; Zingiberaceae. Bases 429 to 1994 code for a protein of 521 amino acids. Gene Ontology annotation, cellular component: nucleus. The record is from RefSeq and is a predicted model, not a curated record.